Messenger RNA from Plectropomus leopardus (leopard coralgrouper), 1441 nucleotides. Its product is annotated as alpha-N-acetylgalactosaminidase-like. The record is from RefSeq and is a predicted model, not a curated record. NCBI's taxonomy places the organism in Eukaryota, Metazoa, Chordata, Actinopteri, Perciformes, Serranidae. Gene Ontology annotation, biological process: glycoside catabolic process; oligosaccharide metabolic process. Gene Ontology annotation, cellular component: cytoplasm. Gene Ontology annotation, molecular function: alpha-galactosidase activity.
CAGAGUAGACGUGUGACUGCAAUAAUAACAGAGACACUGAGAUCAGUUGUGUGCAGGUUAAAGGCUUAGGUCAACAGAAAUGGGGCCCUUGACAGUAACUCAGCUUCUUGCCUUAAUCUCAUUGACUAUGACCCUAGACAAUGGACUGCUGAGGACUCCACCUAUGGGAUGGAUGGCCUGGGAACGCUUUCGCUGUGAUAUUGACUGUAAAGAUGACCCAGAGAACUGCAUUAGCGAAGAUCUGUUCAGAGACAUAGCUGACCGGCUGGCUGAGGAUGGCUGGAAGGAGCUGGGUUAUGAGUAUGUGAUCAUAGAUGACUGCUGGAUGUCCAUGCUGAGAGAUGAACACGGGAGACUGCAGCCAGAACCCUCCAGGUUCCCAGGAGGCAUUGCAAAACUGGCGAGGUAUAUCCAUGACCGUGGACUGAAGCUGGGCAUCUAUGCAGACAUGGGCACUCACACAUGUAUGGGAUUCCCCGGCACCACACUGGAUAAAAUUGAGAUGGAUGCCCAGACCUUUGCCAGCUGGGGGGUAGACUAUCUGAAGUUUGAUGGCUGUUACUCAAAUCCUGUAGAACAAAUGCUGGGUUACCCUCUGAUGUCUAAGGCUUUGAAUGCUACAGGCAGACCUAUGGCCUUCUCCUGCAGCUGGCCUGUCUAUGUGGGUGGUCUUCCACCUAAUGUGAACUACACUCUUCUGGGUGAAAUUUGUCACCUGUGGAGGAAUUACUAUGACAUCCAGGACUCCUGGGACAGUGUGCAAGACAUCGUUGAUUGGUUCUCCAACAACCAGGAUGAUCUGCAGCCGGCUGCGGGGCCUGGACGAUGGAAUGACCCUGACAUGCUACUCAUCGGAAACUUUGGUCUGAGUGUGGAGCAGGCUCGCUCUCAAAUGGCUCUGUGGGCUGUCAUGGCUGCACCUCUCAUCAUGUAUGACCUGCGGAACCUGGACAACAGCGCCAGAGCCAUCCUACAAAACAAAGUGGCCAUUGCCAUCAAUCAGGACUCUAUGGGGAUCCAGGGAAGGCGCUUGCUGCAGGAGAAGAGUCAUAUUGAGGUCUACUGGAGGCCUCUGUCUCACUCAGCCAGUGCCCUUGUCCUGAGUCGGCGGAUGGACAUGCCCUACCUCUACCACACCUGUCUGGCUAAACUCAACUUCGAUGCUGGCAGCUAUGAGGCCUAUGACGUGUUCAUUGGCUCGACAGUGACGGGGUUGAAUGCAACCACAGAGUUUGCCGUCUCCAUCAAUCCUUCAGGUGUUGUCAUGUGGUAUGUUUACCCAGAGCAACAGUCCAGACAGACAGGAACACUUCACCUCCAGCACAGGAAGGCCUCACAGUUCGCAUUCCACAAAGCUAAAGCCGUGCAUCACACUGUGUUAUGAAGAAACUGUUAGUAAGAAGCUGUAAGCUGGAAUUUUAUAAAAUCAUUUCAAAUGCUG